AUGGCCGCAGUGGCAUCGCAGCCGCCGCAUGGUCAGCAGCAGCAGUACUACCAGCAGCAACCGCCCGCCGCAGCCUCGCCCGGCACCGCUCGCCGCCCGACGUCGCGACGGCCCAGUAAUGGCGCGUCGCCCAACACGCCUACCUCCCAGAACUCUCCCCCGAUGAACACCGCGCCCACCACCAACGGCAACGGCAGCGGGCCCAUGGCGCCCCCCAGGACCUCGUCGCACCGCUCGCCCAACACUGCAUCUGCAUCCUCGUCGUCACAGCCCUCGCGGACACGCGAAGAGUCACGCCGGCGGGAAAAGGACAGCCCUCGCCAGACCACCACCUCGACCCGAGCCCAGCCCGGCCAUAGUCGCUCUGCCACUGCCAUUGGCCAGCCGCCCGUAGGAACCAGCUUGCCCCGUGAAGAGAGCGCCGUCAUAAAGCGCAUCGUCGUCUCCGACACCCAGGACGACAUCGCCCGCGCACAAGCACGCCAAGGAGACGGCCCGUCCGUCACGGCUGGCGCAGAUCUGACUCCCAUCACCGGACUCAGUCUGGUCGGCAGCGAAGGCGUCGAUGAUGGCGGCCGCGGCGGAAGCGGCAGCGGAAGCGGAGGCGCAGUAGGAGGAAAGAGCAGACAGGACCACUCCAAGUCGGAGAACGCGAAGCGAUCCAAGUUUGGCAACUACAUCCUCGGCCAGACGCUUGGCGAGGGAGAGUUCGGCAAAGUCAAGAUGGGCUGGAAACGAGACAGUUCGGUUGAGGUUGCCAUCAAGCUCAUACGGCGAGAGACCCUGGGGAGCAAUUCGAACCGCCUCCAGAAGAUCUACCGCGAGAUCCACAUCCUUCGCGGCUUGGACCACCCCAACAUCGUGCGUCUGCACGAGAUGGUCGAGACUGAGCGCCAUAUCGGUAUCAUUCUAGAAUAUGCUUCCGGCGGAGAAUUGUUCGACUACAUCCUCAACCAUCGCUACCUGAAGGACGGCCCAGCGCGCAAGCUCUUCUCCCAGCUCAUAUCUGGUGUUGGCUACCUCCACCGCAAGGGUAUUGUCCACCGAGACUUGAAGCUCGAGAACCUGCUGCUCGACCGCAACAAGAACAUCAUCAUCACCGAUUUCGGAUUCGCAAACACGUUCGACCCCAACGACGAGCUCAGCGAAGAGAUUGAGUAUAGACUCGGAGACAAAGACUACAUAAGAUCUCUGGGACUAGAAGGAACCGACGCAGCCCGCAGAGGUGAUCUCAUGCAGACCAGCUGCGGAAGUCCCUGUUACGCGGCGCCUGAGUUGGUUGUCAGCGAUUCGCUCUACACCGGUCGCAAGGUCGAUGUCUGGAGUUGUGGUGUCAUUCUGUAUGCCAUGCUGGCUGGUUACCUGCCUUUCGAUGACGACCCAGCGAACCCCGAGGGUGAUAAUAUCAACUUGCUCUACAAGUACAUUGUGUCCACACCGCUCACCUUUCCUGAAUACGUCACACCACACGCAAGGGACUUGCUGAAGCGCAUCCUUGUACCAGACCCACGCAAAAGGGCGGACUUGUUCGAAGUUGCGCGUCACAGCUGGUUGGCUGACUACGCGCACGUUGUUGGCUUCAUCACCUCAAGCAACACGAACGCGGCAGAGGCCCAACAGGCGUCCGUCUACUCGACAGAAGACACGUUCGAGCCGCAGCCCACACUCGCUAGAAGCGCUUCUGUCCGUGAACCCUCGAAGCCGCACGCCGCGCCCGCAACCGCACACGGCGGUCUCCAGACGAAGCGCGAAGCGAUCAACCAGGCACCUUCCGAGAAGCCAAAGACCACCCGCGACACCAAGCGACGAACCGUGCAAGUCGAAUAUGUCGCGCCAUCAUCGCAGACCGCCCGCGGCGAGGCAUCCCCUCCAGUCGAGACAACUCCAAAAGCACGCGGCAAAGAGGCCGAAGUACCACCCACCGAUGGAUACCAGUCAACUUCGAGCGCCAAACCUCGUUCUUCUGGCACAACCUACAACUCGACCAGAAGGCAGGAGCCUCAGCGGUCCGUCUCUGAUUACACAGCUUUCGGGAAUGCGCCCCCAUCCGCUACACGCCCAUCCACUGGUGGAGCUCUAGGCACAUCGAGACUACCGUCGCGAGGAAACUCCUACGGACAGCCAUCUGUCGCGACCGUCGCCCAGACAAACGCAGAGGGACGCUUCUCCCAGCCAAAGGGCAAACAAUACUCCAUAUCGGCACCUUAUGCUCAGCAGCAAGAGCCGUCUGAGGCAGCUGAGCCUCCCAACAUCGGUCAGUCGAGCUCGCAGCGAGUGCAGUCUGUACAGGGUCCGCCACAUGGCGGAGCUGGUGGCGGGCACAGGAGAUCGAACACUGUUUCUUCGACUCUCGGCCGCAUGACAUCCAUGUUCUCUGGUCGUCAGCCUUCUUAUACGCAGGAUCCCAAGGAGUCAUUUACAUCCACAGGUUCCUACGGCUACCCUGAAGAGAAGAAACAGAAGAGCUAUCCUCCCACUUCCAUGGCCGGACCCAUGUCCAACGAGGCGGUUUCUUCGACAUCUGGCCCAAGAGCAAGCAUGGAGUCAAGCCGACGGACUUCUUUCGGCUUCUCUAGGAAGAACACAGGCAACUCGGGCGACAAUCCGAAAUCCAGCCGCCGCUUCUCACUCCUUCCGUCUUCUCUCUCGAAGACUUUCUCUUCUCAGCGGGAUAGUCUACCAGCGCAAUCCUCCCACGAGCGACGCGGCUCCAGUUCUCGUCCUCGGGCUAGCUCGCGCCCCGGUGGGCCUUUCGGUCGCGUUACGGACUCGAGGUCUCCUAGUCAGAGCACCCAAGGAAGCAACAUGCCCGGUCUCUACGACGGUCAACACGACAGCAACUCCAGAAUACGGCAGCCCAACACGAGCGCCCCUGGACCUUCCUCGGCACCAGCGAACCAAACCCAGUUCAGCGGCUACAACCACUCGGCACCCGAGUUUGACGAAAAAUUUCCCAAUCCACAAGGAGCACACCCAUCUGCCCAAGGAAAUCGCCCGUACCGCCACCCCACGGACGACUCAGAAGCCGACAUGUCGCAGUCACAGCAAUUCAGUCAGCGCACUCCAUCCAACCCCUACCCUGCAGGCAUGGGUGGUGACGACUCCAACCAGCAGCAGAGGAAGACAGCCGUGCUACAGAAGAACCGACGUUUCGUGGAUGCGUACGACGAGCAAGGCAGCGGCAACAAGGGAAGUUCGGGUAGCUCUAAGAAGGUUAUGGACUUCUUUAGGCGCAUGGGCAAGCAGCGAACUAGCAGCCGUUAA
Molecule: messenger RNA, 3264 nt
Organism: Alternaria incomplexa
Lineage: Eukaryota; Fungi; Ascomycota; Dothideomycetes; Pleosporales; Pleosporaceae
Exons: 3
Coding region: 1-3264 (1087 amino acids)
Biological process (GO): microtubule cytoskeleton organization; intracellular signal transduction; protein phosphorylation
Cellular component (GO): cytoplasm
Molecular function (GO): ATP binding; protein serine/threonine kinase activity; tau-protein kinase activity
Source: RefSeq, a predicted model, not a curated record